CACACUUGACGCGUACGUCAUGUACAGCACUGUCACUUUGCAUUCUCAUUCGGUCCACUGACUCUAGCUGAUGAGGAGGUGUGGUAGUUGAGGCGGAAAUGCAGUGAAGUGUCUCCCCAGCGUGAGAGUCGCAUUAACUUACUCUGUGCGAGAAACAGGCGCAGUUUGAUGUCCAGUGCUUGUCCAUAAUUUUGCCAAGUCCUCAAAAAACAAUUUCCCGGCAGUAUGCUGACAUUCCAUCAGUAAACGGCCCAUUGAAACUGUGCUGAAGAUGGCUUAUCGACAUUUGGAGAGUGUGGUCCCUCACGGCGUAGUCCUCUUCUGCUUGGUCACGCUUGUGUCAGCACAGGAGUACGGUAAUGUGAGUGGUUGCCGGGGUGCGGAGGAGCACUUACGCUAUGAAGUGGUCAGCUUGGAGUGGGAAGAAGUUCAGGUGCCCUUUGGGAUUGGCGUUUGGAUCAUGAUUGCGAGCCUGGCCAAAUUGGGUUUCCAUUACACACGUUUGCCAGAGAUUCUCCCAGAGAGCUGCCUAUUGAUCAUCAUCGGCUUUGCAAUGGGCGGAAUUUUUAAAAUCAAUCCUGACGCCUUCCCUGACAGCCUAAAGACUGGACUGGAUGCCAACCUCUUCUUUCUUUUCCUUCUGCCUCCUAUCAUGCUGGAGGCAGGCUACUUCAUGCCCUCAAGGUCAUUCUUUGAUAACAUUGGCACCAUCCUCAUGUACGCUGUCAUCGGCACUCUCUUCAACACCAUUACAAUUGGUUUCUCCCUGUAUGGCAUCUCGGAGUUGGGCUGGUACAGUGCCGGGACAGGCACAGACGUACGUAUCUCGUUGUUGGAGUGUCUGACGUUUAGUAGUCUCAUAUCAGCCGUGGAUCCCGUCGCCGUGCUGGCUGUGUUUGAGGAGGUGCACGUGAAUGAGGUGCUUUACAUACUGGUGUUUGGGGAGUCACUGCUGAAUGAUGCAGUCACUGUGGUCCUAUACCGAAUGUUUGAAUCCUUCAAUGCCAUUGGAGCUGAAAAUCUUCUAGCCGUUGACAUCAUCGGGGGCUUCUUCUCCUUCUUUGUGGUGUCCAUCGGUGGGGUGCUGAUUGGACUAUUCUACGGCUUCCUGACGGCACUACUCACCCGCCUCACCCACAAGGCUCGUGUCAUCGAGCCCAUCUUUGUCUUUGUCAUGGCCUACUUGGCGUACCUCACUGCCGAGAUGUUCCGACUUUCCUCAAUUUUGUCAAUCGUCUUCUGUGCUAUCUUCAUGAAGCCCUAUGUAGAGUCCAACAUCUCACAGAAAUCACACACCACUAUCAAAUACUUUCUGAAAAUGAUGAGCAGCAUCAGUGAGACUAUCAUCUUCAUCUUCCUGGGUGUCACCACACUGGUGGACCUGUCUCAACAUCGGUGGAACACAAUCUUUGUGCUCUUCACUCUCAUAUUUUGCCUACUUUACAGAAGCAUCGGAGUGAUUAUUCAAACCUGGGUUGCCAACACCUUUCGCCUGGCUCACAUCUGCAAGACGGAGCAGUUCAUCAUGGCCUACGGUGGGCUGCGGGGGGCCAUUGCCUUCUCACUGGUUGCCUUACUGUGCAAGGAGACAGUGCUGAGCAAAGCCAUUCUCUUCACAACUUGCAUCGUGGUGAUCAUGUUCACUGUCUUUAUUCAGGGAACUACCAUCAAACCACUUGUGAACAAACUGAAAGUCAGGAAGGCAACCAAGCACAAGCCCUCCAUGAAUGAGGAAAUAUUUGGGCGGCUUGGGGACCAUCUCAUGGUUGGCAUUGAAGAGAUUCUAGGCCAAUACGGACACCAUCACUGGCGAGACAAAUGGGAGCACUUUAACAUGAGGUUUGUUGAGCCCGUUCUACUGCGUGAACGGAAAGUGGGUGACCCCAAAAUCUUAGAAGUCUUUAGUAAACUGAACGAGAAAGAUGCCAAAGAAUACAUUAAAUGUCAUGGCUCCUUUGCCCUUCCUAUUGACCAGUCCAUGUCCAACAUGCUACGUACUCAGUCAUCGGAUAUGCUCUCUACGACCGGCUCAGUGCCUUUCAGUGGACUGCCUGUAAAUGACAGCAUCCCGUGCCUGGAUAUGCAUCAAGUUGAAACCAAUGUUUCCCGUAAACUUGUGCACGCGUCGUCCUCACACCAUCUUGACCUGCUAGCAGACAAUAUGUACAAACCACAGAGACGCCACACUCACCGUAGGUCACGCAACAUGGACAGUGAUAUCCAGGAGCCUUCUCACUUGAUGCACCGGAGCCUGAGGAUCCAACUGCGACGCAUGUCCCACAAGCAUAACACAAAACACAAGAGCAACCCACUGCUUAGCUUGGCAUUGCAUAACAGUGCCAGCGAGAGGCAGAUCGCCAUGCGUCAUCAUCAGCCGGAACAGAACCACAACAAAGAACCAGAAAACCUUCCAGCAUCUGACGAACACCCUGCAGUAGUUAUCACUACAGAAGAGCCUGAGGACGAGGACCAGGGGAUCACAUUCAGUGCCAGGGAAAGCUCUGAUGCACCAGACGUUGGCACAGACAAUGUUGCAUUAUUACAAGUAAUCCCAGAAUCAACAGAGGAACUUAUCCAGGCAGCCUGUGAGAAAACCUUGCCUUGGAAGACAGAAACUGACCCUGAGGUCUCUGUUCGUGCUGAGAUGAAUCCCCAUCAGUUUGUCCCAGUGACACCUCCGACCCCUCGGAAGUUCCCCAUAGCUCCACCCCUCGUGUCCAAGACGGAGAGCACUACUGAUGAUUCAGUGCCUCUGACUGCUACCGAGCUGUUGCCAUGGAAGUCCAGUAGCGAGGUGUCAUCCUCAUGGCAAGGAUCACAGGAAGCCAAGGGCACACAGGAUGAAGACACCGAACCAGAUUCAGGAGCAGAUUGCAUUGUUCAAAUUAAAACACAGGAUGGAAAAAACAACGAAACAAUACUUUAAAGUGAGGUACU
This is a messenger RNA of Acanthaster planci (crown-of-thorns starfish), 2937 nucleotides long. Its product is annotated as sodium/hydrogen exchanger 3-like. Gene Ontology annotation, cellular component: plasma membrane. Gene Ontology annotation, biological process: sodium ion import across plasma membrane; proton transmembrane transport; potassium ion transmembrane transport. Gene Ontology annotation, molecular function: sodium:proton antiporter activity; potassium:proton antiporter activity. The record is from RefSeq and is a predicted model, not a curated record. NCBI's taxonomy places the organism in Eukaryota, Metazoa, Echinodermata, Asteroidea, Valvatida, Acanthasteridae.